CAAAAACAUAUGGAUCGAUAGCACCAGACAGUGCGAGUGAAUACGAUGCACCAACAAAAAAAAAACAUCUAGUUGGAAAAUACAGUAUUGAUUUAGUGCUUACAUAUUACCAACAUCUAGAUUACCUGUACCCAAGCUCCGGUUAUUGAUUUUGCCGAGAGCUUGUUGCUUGAAGCUGCGUUCGGCCCGUGUCGGCGCCUGCUCGCCAUGGAGGAAACAAAGUCAAUUCUUCACGAGCUGUAUGUGUUUUCGGAGUGGAAGCCGGAGCCUGAGUACCUGCAAAAACCAGAUAGUCUUUUGCCAGAAAAUAUCUCAGCACUAUGGCGUUGGCUGAAGUUCUUCGGGCCUAAGAAAAGCCUUAUCGAUAGUGUUACAGCUCAUAAAGAGCGUCAACAAAAAUGGCACAUUGCUCUCGGGGAUGAGGGCAAAGUGAUAGCCGUUUUAACCGAUAAUAUAUUAGAGAUCAGAACAAAGAGGUCUGAAUAUGCCACAAUCGCUGCUAGGACUACAGUAAGUCGCGAUGCGUACUCGCAGUGGCGCAAGUUGGUCUGGAGCCCCGACUGCUCGUUCGUGGUUGUCGCUUACGGGAAUGGAAUCGUCAGCUUCUACGACCUCACUGCAUCGAACCUGUUCAACAUACCUGCUGACUGCAACCGGCCGGGCGGGUUGGAGUGCACUGACAACACCCAUGCAGUUGCUGAUGUUAUAUUUAUGCCUUUACGGGUGAAGGACAACAAAUGGAGCUGGGAGGUGCUAGUAGUGACAUAUGACGGGCGCCUGCGCGGGUACUUGGUCUCUCAGACCGACGGCUUCAAGCUGCACCACACCUUCCGAUUCGCGGGCGGGGUCGGCGCGGUGACGUACUGCGCACUACAUUCGACGCUCUACGUAGCAGGCUUGCCUCGCGGGCCUGGGAAGGACCCAUCAUCGCCUCUCAGCGCGGGCAUCACAGCAUGGCGCAUCCUGAACGACGAGCCGUUCUACAAGCUGAGCGUGGUGUGCGAUCAGUUGGAAGCGCGCCUGGCCAACCAGCGCUUCCAGGUCUACAUCCCCUUCGUGUCGGCCAAGCACCUGGCUUUCAUAGUCCAAAUGGUGCUGUCGCCCGACGCCAGCCGCCUCGUCUGCCUGCACUGCAACGGUGACGUGUCAAUAUGGCGGCUGCCGCUUCUCAAGUUAUUGCACCGGCACCCGCUCGCGUCGCAGCCGCAGCACGACCUGCGCAGCCCGCUCGUGAGCGACAAGCAAGCCAAGUGCGACGCCGCGACCUUCCUGGCGGCUGACGUCAACUGGUGGAGCAACGAGGAAAUAAUAUUGUCGCGGUUCAGCGGCGCCGUCACGGUGUGCAAUAUUGAGAACAUGGUCAACUUGCUGGGAAAGAAACCAGAGUUCUUCCAAGGGACGCCGCAGGUAACUUGCGCACACGAUGGAGCGUUCAUGGCUCUAGAAUGCGAAUCAAAUGUGCUGCCGGCUAAGAAGUCUAGGAGUGACGAAAGUAUGGAAAUGGUAAAAAUAGAAGAAGCCAUUGACGACUCGAUGUACGAAUUGGGCAAGGAGCUGCUUAAGUCCGUGUUAUACGCCAUCACGGACAUGGAGACUUUCCAGCCGAAGCCGCGCCGCAUCACGGUCGUGUCGCGGAUCUAUCGCUUGCUGGGCGUCAAGAGCACCACGCCCACUGAGUUAUUUUCGAGGAAAAUCGAAAGCGGCAGCUACAGCGAAGCGCUAACAUUAGCCGAAACUUUCAAGUUGGACAGCGACCUGGUUUACCAACAACAAUGGAGGAAGAAUCCUGUCUCAACUGAUGCCAUACAAAAAUAUCUGAGUAAAGUAUCAAAGAAGAUUUGGGCCGUCCAUCAGUGUGUAGACCGUUUGCCAGAAACGCUACCUGCAGCUAAAGAACUAUUACAGUUUGGUUUGGAGUUAACCAAUGAACAUAUUUUACAUGAGAUCAACAAAGAUCGUGAUGAAGAUGAUCUGAAGGACCCCGAUGAUAUUCGUCUGGAAGAUCUUAAUUCUUAUACCAGUGAGUUGCUGAGGUGUCGUCACGUCAUGCUCUUUUAUAAAGAACGCCUGAAGCUAUACGAGUCGAUUCUAAAGAGUGAGAAGUCAAUAUACGCUAAAGACGAGUACGACCGCCUUCGCAGCCACAGCCUCGUGCACAGUUCCAUAGAGAUCGCCAAAGAAGGCCGCAUAGACGCGCUCACUUGUCUAUGGCCAAACAUCAAAUCUGUGGCCAUGCAGCUGACAGUACUGGAGCACUUGCCAGAGACAAUUAAUCCGUUGGAGUACCAACAUCUUUUGCCGACGAAGCACCCAUUCAAACAUUGGUUCGACAAAAAGUCUCCUAUCAAGGUUAAAGCAACGGAGUAUGAGCAUGAUUGGUGCAGGAAGGAAAUCUUCAGAUCCAUAUGGAGUUCCAACUGGUCAGAAGACACGACGCCCGAGAGCGAGGCCCCAGCAGCUCUGACCACGGUCACAGACCACGAUAUUGCGGACUGGUACAACAAGCGAGCGCGUGAGAUCGAAGAACGUAGCGGUCUCGCUUCAUAUGCGCUACACUUGGUCACUUUAGCCACAGUCGGUGGCGGCGUUGAAGGCCUAGACCUUAUCAUGUUCCACCUACUGACGUUGGAUACGCUGAUAUAUGAUAUUAAUGUGGAAGGGGUGACGCUUGCGUUCAUUGAGAAGCUUUCGACGCUUCACACUUGCAUGCUGCUGAUGAAGAUGUCCACGCCAGCGACGUUCGUGGCAGAUCUGAAGGCGUUCGUGAUUCCGUUCCUGAAGCGCUAUGAGAACUUGACGCUGAACAAAGCCGCCUGCAUCCACGGGCUCACUGACUACCUCCAAAAUAUUAGCACUGACGACCUUUCCAUGAUACUGUUGGUGCUGCAAUCUCCCAACGAGUUCGAGCUGGACGUGCGCACGCACCUGGACCUGGUGGAGCGCUGCCUGUUCGCGCACACCGGCACCGACCAGCUCGAGAAGGCCAUCCUCAUGCUGGACACCAUCCUCAAGGAGUCGGAUGGCAGCAUCUCUGAGAGCGAGCUAGUGCGGCGCGUGGGCAUCCUUCAGAAGCUGGUGUCGGGCUGCGAGCGCAUGGCGCGGCGCGGCGUCAAGCUGUCGCUGCAGGACCUACGAGCUGUCUACACCGAGCACCCGCAGGCCAAGAUGCUGCUCAUACGACUCUCCCGCACCCUGGCCCUCGAGGGUGAGAAGCCGUCUCCACAAGACUGGGCGGAGCUGCUCAAAGACUUACUGGAGCUGCAGUCAAACCUGUUCUUGUUAUGCAUCACCAAGGAUGAAGUUUACGAGAUCUACGCAUCCGCUCUGCUAUCAUCAGGCGAUACGAACAGCAUUAAGCUAGCUUCGGACGUGCUGACGUGCUCGCCGAACGCUCGGCGCGGCGCGCACAACGUGCCGUAUGCUCGCAGCGUGCACCUCGUCACCAUCGCAGCGCGCGAGUACUUCAACUCGGCGUCAUCGCUCAACGACACCGCGCUCGAGGCGCCGAGGUGUUGCUUGCAAUUGAUUCAAGAGGGGAAUCCCGAGAUAGAAGAGGAGCUGGAUCUUAUUGCAUCCCUUCAAAUCUUAAGCGCUUUCGAUUUGAACCUUCUUCCUAUUCAAGUUCGUCUAUGCGAGGACCGGAUGACGCUGAUCGAAGAUUGCUUGAAAGCGGACCCUAACGCUUAUCUGGCGAGUCACAAGCUGCUCAAACUGGCGAAGCUCCUGCGAGUGUCUGGCAAUGACGAACAUUUGAGGGAAGCCCGCGUGUUGCAACUAGUGGGCAGCGCGGCUAUUAAUGCGGGCCCGGCCGGCUGGGGCGCGGCGGCUGACGCGGCGCGGCGGCUGGCGGCGCUGCACCACGCGCCCGCGGCUGCUCUAUUAGCGCAUGGAAUACAAACUAUGCUAGUUAACUCCGCGCCCGCGGCGGCGCUGCUGGCGCAUGUAGCGAGGGUUGCCCACGCGCACGCUGACCUUGAUACGCGCCGGUAUCUGUUGGCAGCGGCCGCGGCGCAUCAACCUGCAGACGGGCUGGAGGACGUGCUCACCACUAGGCAAUACAAACUAGGUAUAUUAGCUGACGCGGCGCGGCGGCUGGCGGCGCUGCACCACGCGCCCGCGGCGGCGUUGCUGGCACAUGUAGCGAGGGUUGCGCACGCGCACGCUGACCUUGAUACGCGCCGGUAUCUGUUGGCAGCGGCGGCGGCGCAUCAACCCGCUGAUGGACUGGAAGAUGUGCUUACGACCAGUACAAACUAUGCGGCGCGGCGGCUGGCGGCGCUGCACCACGCGCCCGCGGCCGCUCUAUUAGCGCAUGUAGCGAGGGUUGCGCACGCGCACGCUGACCUUGAUACGCGCCGGUAUCUGUUGGCAGCGGCCGCGGCGCAUCAACCCGCUGAUGGGCUGGAAGAUGUGCUUACGACUAGACUGGCACUCGAGCUCGAAGAUUUGCAACCAAUGGCAGCAGCUCUGAGGGAGCAACCACACCUGAGCGAGCGCUGGCCUUCCACCGAUGAUGAAUUUGACGACGCUAUCACCACACCCGUCAUAGAGAAGAAGGAUCUGGUGGCGCCGCCGCAGCCCGACAAGAAGGCGCCGCUGUUCACGUAUCUGCUCGACUCCAUUCAGAGCAAGUUCCUUCUGAGUGACAAGUCCUCAUCAGAGGACCCAGACGAGCGCACCGUCCACUGCCCCGAGUUCUACCGCUCGCUGUACCCGCAGCACGCGGCGGCGGGCUCGUGCUACGGGUACGCGCGCUUCACGGCGCCCGCGCCGCCGCCCGCCGCGCGUCUGCUGGCUGGCUACUAUGCGCACGCCUGUCUGAACCACGCCGCGCCCGCCGUAGAACCCGCGGUUGUCCAAAAAUGCGCCGAAGAGAUCCUAUACAAGGACACGCCCCUAAGCGUGGCUUGUAUGCUGCGCUCGACGCAAGACUAUGCUCGCACUAAGAAGCUCCUAGACACCCACAACACCGACACGGCCGUCAGCGCCACGCUCUACGCCACGCUCAUGAAGUGCAACGCGCCGGAAUUGAGGGAUAAUGUUUAUCUGACGCCGCCCUCUGUGAUGGCCCAAACAACUCUAAAACAAAAGAACGCGUCGCAAGAGCAACUCGAAAUAAUCCGGGAGUGCAUCGACCGGCUGACCGGCAUGGGCGAGGUGGAGCGGCUGCGGCGCCUGGGCUACGGCGUCAACGGGCUGCUGUUCAACGCCGACGACGACUACCGCGCCGAGACCGUGUACCGGGUCGCCAGGUCCAAGGAGCCGGAGCACGUGGAGGCGGCGUGCUCGCUGGGAGCCAAGUACGGGCUGAGCGCGCUCGACGUGUGGCUGCAGCACGCCGCCGCGCACGCGCACGCGCCGCUGCCGCCGCCCGCCGCCGCCACGCGGCAGCCCGGCGCGCACGAUAGAAUCAAGGAGACCCUAUGGCCCCUGAUCCGUGGCGACGACCACAGCGCGCUCAUCAACCUAUUCACGAUCCUCAAGGGCAUCGACGACAAGCCGCCACUGUUCGGCCUCACCGCCGCCGAGCACAUCAAGCUGUUGAAGAAAGUCAAGGCUGCUUCUUCAGAGCUGGAUUACAAGAUGCUUCUGGAGCAGCCCACAGCAGAUCAGUACUCGGCGCACCUACUGCGUGUCCUCAAGCCUGAAAACGUGGGCAUGGUGGUGAAACUCAUCAGGACCCUGCCGCCUGCCUUCAAGCCGCCGCUGUCCGUCAACGCGCUGUACACCAUGUGGCUCACCAGGCUCUUCUUUAGUGUGCCGCCGAGCGCUGCUAGUAAUAAGAAAUGGAUGCAGCAGUACCGGCAGUGCGCGAGCUACUUCAACAAGCUGGCCAAGGACGACCUGCAGGAAUUCGUGGCCAACACCUGCUUCACCAGGGAAGCUAUCGAACGCGUACCGGCCGGCACUCGCAGUCUCAUGAUAAUGCAAGCAGUGGACUACUGCCAGCAGGAGCAGGAAAACGACUUCAAGUUCAAUAAGAACGAGCAAACGUGGGCGGGCGUGGGGCAGGAGUUGUCCCGCUGGGCGCGCUUCCUAGACAACUUCCAUUCCAGCACCAUACAAGCGCUAGUUGACGGCUCCGGCGUGCCGCGCACAGAGAUAUGGCCAGAGAUAGAAAUGAGUCACGGUGACCCGGACAAGGUGAUAGAACAAGCGGCGGCGCUAGUGUCCCGCGGAAUGCGAGCGGGACCGCUCAGCUCGCUACUGCAGUGCCUCGUGGGCGAAGACAGCCACCGCGCCUUUGAACACCUGGCGCGGCACGCGAAUACUUUGCAGGACGUGGAAACCCUAGUGGACAGGAUAAUGCAGUACCACAAGGAAGGCGUGAAGUUCCCCGAAGAACUCCUCGAGAGCGUGAUGCACGCGGGCUCUUCCCUAGGGUUGCCACCACACAAGCAGAUCGCGUUGCUGUCGCUAGGGCGAGCGCGCGUUUUGUCUGGAGACGACCUGCCGCGGGUGGCGCGUUAUACCGCCGACCUACUACGCGGAGAGUGGCCUGAUCUGGAUUAUGUACAGGAGCUAACGGAAGAGAAGCUGUUAACCCCUGAAGGCCGGUGCGAGGCGUUCUCGACGCUAAUAUGUGCGGCCGACACGUGGCAGCGACGCAAAGCGCUUGUCGACGCGCUUAACUGCUGGCCGCAUACACUUAACAGCGACUCGCGAAGCCUCCACUGCGUGUACUUAGCAUCGUUGCUGUCUUACACCAGUGAGCUGAAGGAAAGCCUGGUCUUGAUCAAGCUGCUGCUCAGGCGACCGGUGUUAAAUGAAGAGGAAAUAAAAUUGGUGUUGGAGUCCGUGCACCCGGCGGUCUGCGUCAACGCACUUUGGAGCGCCGCGCUCGCUCGCGCGCCGCCCGCCGCCGUGCUGGCGUUACUGCGCGCGCACAAGGAAUCAUUCCGCAAGCAAGAAAUCGACGACGAACUCAUCAAGGAGUUACUGGACAGUGGAAUAUUUAUAAAAUUAGUUUCUACCCCCAUAUACUCGUCAGUUAUAAACUACAUUAUUAGCAGAGAAUCUUCUAGCGACGAAGCCUCGAACGCCUACUCUGUGUCGUGGGCGGUGGAGGAGCUCCGCAAAGCCAACUACUUAGCAGAAGCUGGGCACCUGCAAUUCCUGGCCAUCGGGGUCCCUUCGCCACUCAGGGGAUUCUCACAAUCUAUACAAUAUUGCAAAAAAAUGUUUAGCAAAAAAAUAUAAUCAUUCUAUUCUAUAGUUCUAAGAUUCAAAUUAUAAUGAAAUAUAUUGAAACUAUAAAUCAAUGUCUAUAAGUUAUUGAAUUAUUUAAUAAAUGGAGAUUCACUGGG
Ostrinia nubilalis (European corn borer) is the source of this 7307-nucleotide messenger RNA. Its product is annotated as NBAS subunit of NRZ tethering complex-like. The transcript is spliced from 44 exons. Gene Ontology annotation, cellular component: Dsl1/NZR complex. Bases 208 to 7200 code for a protein of 2330 amino acids. Lineage: Eukaryota; Metazoa; Arthropoda; Insecta; Lepidoptera; Crambidae. The record is from RefSeq and is a predicted model, not a curated record. Gene Ontology annotation, biological process: retrograde vesicle-mediated transport, Golgi to endoplasmic reticulum. Gene Ontology annotation, molecular function: SNARE binding.